UUUCUUUGUGGUGUCACUAUAAGGACGGCUAAGACCGCUCACGGUCCAUCUUGCCAAAAGUCGUGUUUACAUACCGAUAGAAAUGUUGGACCAAGCACUGAUUUCUCAAGAUAUUGCAGAAAUUUCACACCAGAUUUUUUUUGAAACGAUCAACAUUUACAUAUUCAAACCACAUGUCGUAAAUAGGAAGUUAUUCGGAAUCACUAAAGUAUUUUCGGUUUCCUAUCGGACAGUGGACGAGCAGCCACUGGACAUACCCGCAUAUCUUCGUGAUUUCAAAUCACAACACAGAAUGCAGAAGGAAUUUCCGGAGAUUAUAACAGAUUUGUGCCGUAAAUAUGGUUUAAUGUUUCGUUAUCUGACGUCCGGGACCAAUAACGAAUUAGAAUUUUCCGAUCAGGGGAAAGGAACAGGGUAUCUGAUACUCAAUAGGUUGCUACCGCGAAACCUGCAUGUAUUCCGACCACUGGAUGUGCUUGUAUUGAUUGAUUUUGACUGCCAGUCGGUACACUUUCAGUGCCUUCAAGACGACGAGAAUAAUUUAAUACCAAAAAUGAUCUACGGAAUAGAACUGCGCAACGGAAAUCUAUCAAUUAAGUGUAGUUCCAAACAUUCAGAUGAGAAAUCUGCGAUUUGGUUGAAAGAUGUUUUAUUUCCACGGCUUCUCAAGUGGUUAGAUGCUCUGAAACAGAAAAAUUCAGAUGAUGUUAAAGCAGAAAUAGUUUCGCUUUCUCUCAUAAACGAUCUAGAAGAAUACAAUCAACUGUACAGCAAUCUUAAGACUAAAUACGGAACCGAAAUGGUUCGUAUAUGGCCGGAAAAUACUGAUCCGAAAAAAUACGUCUACGAGGAUGUGGCAAUUGCCACCUAUCUGUUGCUUUUAUGGCAACAAGAACGAAAAGCCACCAACAGUGAACACCGGCAAUCGUUUGUCGACGUUGGCUGCGGAAACGGUUUGUUAGUUUACAUUCUUGUCUCGGAGGGUCAUGACGGAUAUGGAGUGGAUGUGAGGAAACGUAAAAUUUGGGAUCUUUAUCCAAAAAACAUUACACUCAAGGUGGAACCCAUUGUUCCAUCAGACCAAGCGUUGUUUCCGAACACUGAUUGGAUAAUCGGAAAUCAUUCUGAUGAGUUAUCACCGUGGGUUCCAGUUUUAGCAGCUAGAAGCUCGUACCACUGUCGAUACUUCCUGCUUCCCUGUUGUGCUUUCGAAUUCGAUGGAAAUAAAUUUCAACGAAAAAAUUCAGGUGUAAGUCAGUACCAUGAAUUUUUGAGCUACGUGCAACAAAUUUCGGAUGUUUGUGGGUUUCACACAGCGAUCGACCGUUUAAAGAUUCCUAGUACUAAACGAACCUGCUUGAUCGGUUCGGGACGAACAUAUGCAGAAAAUAAAUUCGAAAUGCAUUGUAAAAACAUUCAGACGUUCAUAGAUUCUAGAAUUAACAUUUCCCGAGAAACCGAUGGAAACUGGUCUUCUACUUUCAAACCUCGGGAAAGUGUCGAGAAGGUGAAAAACUGUACAAAAAUCGAUCGUAAUGUUAUAGAUCAGAUAGUUCGGAUUGUGUUCGAAACGCUCAUAGCGAAGAAAAGAAUAGCUGCUGAAUUUCCGGAUAAACAAUGGAACGCAGGGGGAACAGUUUCCAUUAGUGAUUUGGUGAAUUUGAUUCCGCAGGACAAUUUGAACAGUUUGAAAUCCGAGUGUGGCGGACUGCAAACGCUGCUUAAAAAUAAUCAUCAGAUUUUCCAGGUACUGAAUGGACACGUUCAAUUACGAAUUCCUACCAAGCAAGGAGAGAGCAGUAAAAGUGCUGUCGAAAUGCAGAAACGAGCGAAGAAGCAAAAAAACCCAAGAUUAGUAAACCUGAAGGAGAGGCCAUGCUGGUUUUAUGGCCAUCAUCCUGAUGGAUGUCCUUUUGAUGAAAGUGAAUGUAAAUUUAAACAUUAGUAUAAACAA
Malaya genurostris is the source of this 1954-nucleotide messenger RNA. Its product is annotated as probable tRNA (uracil-O(2)-)-methyltransferase. NCBI's taxonomy places the organism in Eukaryota, Metazoa, Arthropoda, Insecta, Diptera, Culicidae. The transcript is spliced from 2 exons. Gene Ontology annotation, molecular function: tRNA (uridine) methyltransferase activity; metal ion binding. Gene Ontology annotation, biological process: tRNA methylation. The record is from RefSeq and is a predicted model, not a curated record. Bases 83 to 1945 code for a protein of 620 amino acids.